GGUUGUUCAUUGCUUUGCCUUAGAGUGGUACCAUGAGUGAGAAGUUGUAGCAAGGGAAGAAGAAGGAAGCGGGGAAAAACAUAGCGCACCAAAUUGACGCUCUUAGGUUUGGACCCGAAUGGGUUAAGAGUAACUUUGUGGCUUUCACAAUCAAUUCAAUCUGCCCACGAAUCUGUGAGGAGCUAAGGUGAAGUGAUCCCCAAAUUACAAAGCUUUGAAGUUUCUCCCAAAUCCUAUAAUGGACAAUAGAGUCAAACCUGAAAAGAGAAGCAAAGAUCGGCACCUGGAACGUGAUGACAAAUACCAUCGUGUUUCCAAAGACCACCACAAUCAUCAUUCAGAUACAAAACACAAGCAUGACCACAAAUCCAGGGAUAAGGAUAGAGAUAGAACUUAUGACAGAGAUGGAAGCAAGGACAGGGGUAGAACUUAUGAUAGAGAAGGAAGCAAGGAUAGAGAUAGGACUUAUGACAGAGAAGGAAGCAGGGAUAGGGAUAGGGCUCAUGACAGUGAAGGAAGCAAGGAUAGGGACAAAGCUUACGAAAGAGAGAGUGGCAAAGAUAGGUCAAAGGUGAAGCGUGAUGAUGGUAGGGAAGAUUUGGUGGAGUCACGAUACUCCUCACAUUCUCAUAAGCGGAAAGAGAGGGAGCACAGCGAAGACAAAGACUGUGAGGAUAAGAAAAUUAGGGUUUCUGACGAUAGGAAGGAAGAGAAGAGGGAACGGAGGAAAUUUGGGGAUAAAGUCAAGAAGGAGGAAGAAAAAGAUGGUGAUAAUAAUAUUAGAGGCAUUCAUGAGGGAGAGGUUAAGGAGGAAGACACUGAAGGUGCCCAUGGCUCAGCUUCUUCCAAAGACACUGUAUUUGUCCAAAACGGUGCCUUGGGAUCAGUUGCUGUGGCGCCCAUGAGUGUGCUUGAGACAUCUUUGGCUCCUCCUCCUCCAUUUCCUAUCAAGGUAUCUUUGAAUUCUACCACAAAUGAAAAUAAGGGCGUUAGUAUUACCAGGUCUCAUGAGGUUACUGGAAAAUCUAGUACAGAUGGGUCAUCUUCAACUGCUGGAAAAGCUGGAAGCCUGUCGAUUGAUGCUUUAGCUAAGGCUAAGAAAGCUUUACAAAUGCAGAAAGAGUUGUCAGAAAAGCUGAAGAAAAUUCCUCAGUUGAAUAAGAAUUCUACCCAAAAUUCACAUGGAAGCUCAAACUUGGGUUCAAACAGUCAAUCUGCCUCUGCAGUCGUGCCAAAAGGUUCCAGCUCAGCUUCUUUUGGCCAUGUUGCAAAUAUGUCAAUUUUCCCCCCUGCUGCUUCUGCUAAUUCUCCAGCAAGUGGCACUAGUGCUGCUGGUAUUGCAAAUGCAACUCUUCCCAAUUUGGAAGCUGUCAGGCGGGCUCAAGAGCUUGCUGCUAGGCUGGGAUUUCAUCCGGAUCCACAAUUUGCUCCUCUGAUAAAUAUGUUUCCUGGUCAGAUGGUAACAGAUGUUGCCAUUCUGCAAAAACCAACAAAGGCCCCUGUUCUUCGACUUGAUGCUCAGGGGCGGGAAAUAGAUGAAAAUGGAAAUGUUAUUAAUGUGACCAAGCCCACCAACCUUAGCACAUUAAAGGUCAACAUUAACAAACAAAAGAAGGAUGCAUUUGAAAUACUACAACCUGUAUUGGAUGUUGAUCCCGAAUCAAAUCCUUAUUUUGAUGCAAGUAUGGGUAUCAACAAAACAAAGAUCCUGCGACCCAAGAGGAUGAAUUUCCAGUUUGUGGAGGAAGGAAAAUGGUCAAGAGAUGCUGAAACAAUAAAAUUGAAGAGUAAAUUUGGAGAAGCUCAAGCAAAAGAGCACAAGGCCAAACAAGCACAGUUGGCAAAGGCAAAGGCUGCUCCUGAUAUAAAUCCCAACUUAAUAGAAAUAACAGAGAGAAUUGUAAUUAAAGAAAAACCCAAGGACCAAAUUCCAGACAUCGAGUGGUGGGACGUGCCUCUUGUGCAUUCUGGAAAUUAUGGAGACAUUGAUACUGGAACCAUAGGUGAGGAUAAGCUGAAAAUAGAAAAUAUCACUUUCCUUGUGCAUCAUCCUCGUCCUAUUGAACCACCUGCUGAGCCCGCUCCUCCACCACCUCAACCGCUCAAACUAACUAAGCAAGAGCAGAAGAAACUCCGGACACAAAGGAGAAUAGCCAAGGAGAAAGAUCGGCAAGAGAUGAUCAGACAGGGUGUCAUAGAACCACCAAAACCAAAGGUCAAGAUUAGCAAUUUAAUGAAAGUACUUGGCUCUGAAGCAACUCAAGAUCCUACUCGGCUAGAAAAAGAGGUACGCAGCGCAGCUGCUGAGCGUGAGCAAGCUCACAUAGAUAGGAAUAUUGCACGCAAGCUUACUCCGGCCGAGCUCCGGGAAAAGAAGCAGAGAAAGCUGUUUGAUGACCCAAAUACAGUGGAGACAAUUGUCUCUCUCUACAGAAUAAAUGACCUCUCAAAUCCAAAGGCCCGCUUCAGAGUCGAUGUUAAUGCUCAAGAGAACCGUUUGAGUGGGCGUGCUGUGAUUUGCGAUGGUAUCAGUGUUGUUGUUGUUGAAGGUGGAAGCAAGUCGAUUAAGAGGUAUGGGAAACUUAUGCUUAGACGCAUUAAUUGGAGUGAUUUUUCAAAAGAGAAAGAAGAAGAUGAAGAUUCAGAUGAUGAAAAGCCUGCCAAUAAGUGUGUUCUUGUGUGGCAAGGAAGUGUUGCAAAACCCAACUUCAAUAGGUUCACUGUUCAUGACUGCAUCACUGAAGCAGCUGCCCGAAAAGUUUUUGUGGAUGCCGGUGUUCCCCAUUAUUGGGACCAAGCCGUCAACUACGUAGAAGAUGAAGCCCUUUGAUUUUGUCGUCUAAUGUUUUUGUUCUGUCAUUGGCCUUCCUUGACUGAAAUCCUGUAACAGUUUUACAGUUUGUGUCAUGCAGUGUAUGGUGUAUGCGAAACACAAUAUUUGGUUAAAAUUUUGGCCUUUUGGGUUUUCACUA
This is a messenger RNA of Vigna umbellata (rice bean), 2972 nucleotides long. RefSeq names its product protein RDM16. Gene Ontology annotation, biological process: mRNA splicing, via spliceosome. Lineage: Eukaryota; Viridiplantae; Streptophyta; Magnoliopsida; Fabales; Fabaceae. The record is from RefSeq and is a predicted model, not a curated record. Gene Ontology annotation, cellular component: U4/U6 x U5 tri-snRNP complex.